This is a messenger RNA of Nicotiana attenuata, 1416 nucleotides long. RefSeq names its product nicotianamine synthase. The transcript has a single exon. Lineage: Eukaryota; Viridiplantae; Streptophyta; Magnoliopsida; Solanales; Solanaceae. The record is from RefSeq and is a predicted model, not a curated record. Gene Ontology annotation, molecular function: nicotianamine synthase activity. Gene Ontology annotation, biological process: nicotianamine biosynthetic process. Bases 135 to 1088 code for a protein of 317 amino acids.
UCAUUGAGUGUGUCCUUCGAACUUCAAGAAAAGAAAAUUUAUAGCAAUUCCUUUUUGAUAAUUCCAAGAGGAAUUUCCAGCUAUAUUUAGCUUUGUUCUCUUUCCCAAUUUCUUCAUUUCUUCAUAGUGUCGACAUGGUGUGCCCAAACAGCAAUCCAGUAGUACAACAAGUGUGUGAAUUAUAUGAACAGAUCUCGAGAUUGGAGAACCUUAGCCCAUCCAAAGAUGUCAACAUACUGUUUACAAAGCUUGUCCACACGUGCAUGCCUCCAAAUCCUAUUGAUGUCUCAAAACUCUGUCAAAAAAUUCAAGAAAUUAGGUCUCAUCUCAUCAAACUAUGUGGUGAAGCUGAAGGUCUUUUAGAGAGUCACUAUUCCAAGAUUCUUGGCUCUUUUGAAAACCCUCUUCACCAUCUUGACAUUUUUCCAUAUUUUGACAAUUACAUCAAACUUAGUUUGCUUGAGUUCAAUAUCUUGACCAAGAAUACUACAAAAAACCCAAACAAAAUAGCAUUUAUUGGAUCAGGCCCUCUCCCUCUCACUUCUCUUGUUUUGGCUACUAAACAUCUUACAUCAACAUACUUUCACAACUAUGAUAUUAGUUCUGAGGCUAAUUCCUUGGCAUCUCGUCUCGUGGCAUCCGAUCCUGACUUGUCUGAUCGGAUGACUUUUCACACGACGGAUGUCAUGGAUGUAACGUGUGCCCUCAAGGACUACGAUGUAGUCUUCUUGGCCGCGUUGGUUGGUAUGGAUAAGGAAGAGAAAGUUAAGUUUGUCGAUCAUCUGGCUAAGUAUAUGGCUCCAGGGGCAACCCUGAUGCUCAGGAGUGCACAUGGUGCGCGCGCUUUUCUGUAUCCUGUUCUUGAUCCUCGUAAUCUACGAGGAUUCGAGGUGCUUUCGGUGUACCAUCCAACGGAUGAGGUGAUUAAUUCUGUGGUCAUAGCUCGUAAGUUGCCAUUGCCUUGUGUUCAACCACUUGAUGGACUUGGAUCCUAUGUGUUACCUAGCAAAUGUGCUUGUGCUGAAAUUCAUGCCUUCAAUCCACUCAACAAGAUGAACUUGAUCGAGGAAUUUGCAUUGGAGGAGUAAAAUUUAUCUAUUGGAAGAAUUGUUUCUGCAGCUAGCAUAUGUUUUUAAUUAAUGGUUUGAUGAUUUAUGAGUUGAUUAUAUUAUGUCCUCAGCUCAUAGAGUUUAAUUAUUAAACCCUAUAUUUCUAUUUUUAGUUAUGAGUACUUAAUUUCUUGCAUCCCUAACUGUUUGAUCCUCUAAGAGAUCAUUGUGUCCCUUUGUGUCAGCUUCAAGAAGAAUAAGGCAUGACCCUUUUGAGGCCUUUGUUUCACUUAGUAAAGGAAAUAUAUUGUAUCAUCUUAUAUACAUUUAUCUAUAUGAAUGCAACCAUAAUUUGUUUUGUGCAAAA